Molecule: messenger RNA, 10562 nt
Organism: Numida meleagris (helmeted guineafowl)
Lineage: Eukaryota; Metazoa; Chordata; Aves; Galliformes; Numididae
Gene: MMAA
Product: methylmalonic aciduria (cobalamin deficiency) cblA type
Exons: 7
Coding region: 9204-10487 (427 amino acids)
Cellular component (GO): cytoplasm
Molecular function (GO): GTP binding; GTPase activity
Source: RefSeq, a predicted model, not a curated record
UUGGAAGAAUACUGGUUUGCUUUUGACUGGUUAUCUACACUCUGUUCAGGAUGUAUAGGAAGGGGCUCUUGCUGGUAGAACCAGCCUAUGCCAGCUUUCAGAUUGGGUUUGAAAAAUGCUCAUGAGGGCAGAGGAGCCAAAAGCAGCAAGGGUAUGUCAAACUGAGUAGUUAAGAGUUAGCGACAGCUGUCUGCUAGAGUCACCUUGUUCUUGCAAAUGCUCUUUUUGGAUACUGUCUGUAAAGAGAGCGUGAGUGGAAAAUGUGGCUUUUUGGUGCAUAAAUAUUUGAGAGUAGUUAUUCCAGGAAUAUUGCAUAUUACAUCUCUUUGAGCCCUAUAUAUGUUAUGGAUGUGGAGAAGUGCAGUAAAUCCCAUUCAGGUGAUGAGUUGGCCGUAUCGUGUGGUCUUUCAGAUGAUAUGUGGAAUAGACAGAAGGACUGAGUACAAGGAUUCAGUAAAACUCAAAUGGAAGAUAUUUUGAAUUCUCCCUGUGUAUGAUUUUUAAGUUCUUAACCAUCUUUGUAGUUAGUUUCUUGUACUAUUUGGUAUAAAUUUGCCUUUCUACAAAUGAACUUGAUUCCUCCUUCAGUCUGCCUUAGGUGAUGCAGCAGAUCGUUCACUGUCAUUUUGAUAAUGCCUAAUGCCUGUGAAGUGAGGUACGCUCCUGCCUCUUGUCCUACUUUUCUAGUCUCCUUUUGUCAAAAAAAACCUCAAUUUUUAAAUUUCUCUUGAAAGCUUCUUUUAGUAAGCAUUUACUGUUCUUUAAGUAAGCCUUGAAAUAUUUAUCCAACCAGCAUCUGAGAAUGAUUAUUGAAAGCAACAACAGAACCUUCAACAAUUGCAUUAAAGUGAAGAAGGGAGGAAAAUAUUAUUUUGCCCUCUUAUUUUGAUGGAAAGUGCAUGUGCUGUCACCUCCUUCAUAGAUCAUCAAGUACAAGAAGGUUAACAGCAGGCCAGACUUUUAAAAUUUGGUCUUUGCAGUAUAGAACAAAUGAAUUAUGAAAGCAUGUGGUUAGUUAACUAACAUUAGGUCUCUACUUGUAGCCUUCUUCCAGAAAGGCCAACCAUAAAUUUCUCAGAAAUAACCUUCACUAAAAUACAGGCUUCACUAUUGUCUGUGCUUCUGUGAGGCUAGUCCUCGUUAAGUAAUCCAGAAGUAUUUGUUUGCAUUGUAGGAACAUCCAGUGAUUGCCUGACAGAGUUCAUUAUGUUUACUAUAUUACUGAUAUUAUUUGUGGAAAGUUUUAUUCUAAAAUAAAACUAAAUACGGGAAUUUGUAUUUCAUGGUUAAGAAACUUUGGUUACCCCUUGUUUUAACAUUUAAUACUACAGUAACAAAAAAGGACUUAACUAUUUAAACGUAUUUAUAUCUUUAUAGUCUACACGUUAGUUUUAUGUAGUGUCUUGGAAUACCUCUGUCCUGGGGAUAUAACUAGUGAAUAUUUGCUGCUUUCUCUGAUUUCUGUGAUGUAAACAUGAGACUUCAUCUACCACACACAUUUCUAGGAAAAAAAAAAAAUACAACUUACAAUGUUCAAAGUAAGUAGAAAUAAAUGAGAAGAGCCUCUUUUGUUAUUACUAUAAUUUAUUUAUAACAGUGAUGAAGACCAGAAAAGACAAGAGUGAAGGCCAGGUUUUCUUUUACUUACUUUGACUCCCAAAGCCCAUGAGGUACUGAGAUUGGUAGUUUCAUACUUGGAAACAAUAGCUUGCUUUUCAGGGGGGACAAACGUGAUAGCCUGCGCUGCAGGAAGAAUAAACAACUAUAUGAAUACAGAGACUAGAUAGGAAGUGAGCAUCUUUAGUGGUUUUACUUGACCUAUUUGGCUUGUGCUCACAGUUUUGCAACAAACCUGGAGGUAAGAGAGAAGACGUGGAUGUUAGAGUGAGUUGUGUGGCCUCUAACCCUUUGUACUGCCAAGGGUUGAUGACGGUUUACUGAAUACAGUGUCUAGUUGGGUAUUAUGCAUCAGGACACGUGAUUGAAAACUGUCCAGAGGAAUCAAGUGUGAAUGAUGAGAAAUACGUCAAAUGUGACCUGGAAAGAAAGGCGGACUCCUCCACUGAAUGUUUCUUCCGAGAUGGCAGCAAGGGGGCAAGGAGUGUUAAGUGUCUCAAAACAUGCACAGGAAUGUACUCUGAGGUGGAACAGUUCAUCACUUUUCUCCCCUUUACAGGGAAUGGGGCAAGAAAUAGCAGACUGAAAUUGCAGAGAAUAAAACUGAGAUGAAUGUAGAGUUGGUACCAUUCCGAACAGUAGAGAGAGCAAAAUGCCAUAACAAGCUGUCUGAAUGGGUUUUGGAGACUUGACCAUUGGAGACUGCUAGAAAAAUUCCUGUUGGGAAUAGAACAGGUGUCUGUGAUGCUUUUUUGGAUACUUGAGAGUUGGAGCAUUCCUGGGAGCUGGUUCAGUUGCUGGCCUUUCUGGAAUGGACAGUCUGAGACUACACCAAAUUAGAGGCAAGUAGAUGCAAAGCUAGAAAAUUAUAGAAAGAACCAGGUACAGCUUUUGGUGUCUGACUAGUCAUUUCUUUCUAUAGCACUGUGAGGCAAUCUAGCAUUGCCAGUAGAUGAACUUUUAUCAACAAAAUAGCUGUUUGUGUUUGAUGCUGAUAAGCUAAAAUGGAAUAUUUGUUUAGAAAGAAAAAACUUGACUCACUGUCUGUCCCCCUGCUCCUUUCUAAUAUUGCAAAAUGAUUGAAUGUGGUCUCAAAGUGAAGAAGGGUACUGAUGACCACGAAUCAUCUGAGGUGAAUAAUGCAGUUUACUGUUUCAUUUGCCACAGUAAAAUGAAAAGAUGUUUUUUUUUCCUGUCUUCUGUAGGAAAUUAGAUGACAUCCCCAUAUACACAGUAUAUUGUAGGGAGAUUCCUAAUUUACUGCAGCAAUUGUAGAAAGGAAAACAACAAAAUUCUGCUGGAAAGGCUGAAACUGACUGUAAAGGUCCCUCAGAAGGCUUACUGCCCCUUGCCACUGGUCUUAAGUGAAUAAGCCUCUAAGGUAAAACCAAGAUGGAACUCAUGCUGACACAGGUGUCACUUCAGUAUUUCACACUCUGAAUCCAACUGAGUGACCCCAAAUAAAUGUUUGAAUGUAUUUGUUCCUCACGUUGUUAAAAGACGGCUGUGGCCAAAGAGGUUAGAUUUAUCAUUGUGAUGAUGAGGUAAUAAUAAAUGCUUUUGUGUUCAGGAUGGAUCCAAGCUGUGUGACCAAAAUACAUAGCAUUAGCUUCCCCUCCUGGCCAAAAGAAGGAAAUGAUCUUGGAGGCAAGAUACACAUGAAAUUUUUAUCAUUUUUAUUUCCAUAUGUUAAAGAUAUAAACACUACUUUUUAUACAACAGAAAUAGUGCUUAACUGUCACUGAGGGGGGAAAGACAGUGCUGGUGAGACAUUGUUUAUUGGAACCAUAAUAAAGGAAUGAGAUGGGGUGAGUGUUGGAAAAGAGAGUUCUUUUCUAAAUGUGGACCUAAUAUGGAAACUAUAUCUUAAAAAAAAAAAAAAGCAACGGAUUUUGAACAGAAAUGUUCCCAGUGUCCAUGUUGGAUUCCUAUCAGCUGGUGCUAGAAACAAAUAUUUCCCUGCAUUUUGUAUUCUGUAUGUUGAUGUUUCCAAUGCAGCUGAAUCUGUUACAGAUGUUACUUUUAUUUUGGACUUUACCUUUUUUUUUUUGCUUGCUUCUGGCUUAAAAUUUUAAACAUUUUUCCUCUAUUUUCAUUCUAUGGCACAAUAUGUUUUAGCAUUAGCGUAGGUUCUGUAAAUGCAGAUAUACUGUCAUAAAAGUGUUUAUUUGAUGGCAUAGAGGAACAAGACACAAUACAAGUUGGUGUGAUUCUUUUUAAAAGCCAUUUUUAAGUAAGAUUCCCAGCCUCUUGCAAUGUUGCAUUACUAUUUUGGAUGGGUUGAUCAUAUAAUACUGAAUUUUAGACAAAGAAGAAAGAUUCUUCUUUAUUUGCUAUGGAUGCCUGGAAAAGAGACGUUUGCAAUGCAAAAUUUAGUGAUUUUAAGAAGACCAAAGCUUUGUUUUUGUGGGCAUAUUGGAGAGUAAGCAUACAAGCACAACAUGUAUGCACUUACAUACGAGGAACCAAAACUAUUUGCAAGAUAAAUGAGGGCCUCAUGUUUAAGAUGUCUACAUGGACUGCAGAAAACAGGCUUCCCUGUUUGUACUGAGGGUUUCCCUGAACUGCAGAUAUUUAAAUUUUCGUAUACUUCAGUCUUGAAUACCAAUUAUGAGAUUUAUCAUGGGUCUGGUCGUCUUCAUGUUGACUGUUUUCAUCCUGGAACUGAAAAUGUGUGUCUUGAUGUGUUUUGCUGCAAUUGUUGUGUUCCUAUGGCCGCUUCUACCUACUAUCUCACUUCCACCAAUUGUCCUUUUCACCUACUUGUGAACCAUUCAGCGUAGGAAUGUUGAGACAGACUUCUGAGCACUGAUGGUGUUGGAGAUGCAGGGAAAAACAUUCGAAUGCGUGAAAGUCUAUCUCUUCAAUCUUAAAGUUGUUUACAAUGACAAACUGGGUUAUGCAUUCAUCAUUGAUUUUCUUUGCCAUAACAUAUGCUUCACUUUGUGAAGUAAGAUUUCAACAUUUCUCUGUAAAAGAUUGUGCUGAUUUCAUACCAGUCUAAUAACUUCUUUGUGUACUGGGGUGGGGGGAGAAGGCAGAUAGUAUUUAGUUGCUUGAAAGCAUCAGCCUUUUGUUCCCAUCUUUGUCAAAUCUGAAAACAACUUAAAAAUUGCUGCUGAUUAAUGAUUUCCGUAGGCACAAAGUAGCUGGGAAUGAGGAUGCUUUGUAAAAGUCAAGCAUCAGAUAGUGCUAUACUUACUGUAUUUCAAAAAAUGCUUGCUAUGAUUUCGUUGCUGUGCUGAAAAUAAUCAGGAGGCAAUUAAUGGUUUCCUUUUCAGCUGUGCAUUGAUGCCCUGCGAGAGAAAUAUUUUGAUAUCGUGAGUCACUGGAGGCUAUGGAGAAAAACAUACUCCUUACGCCACAUGUUUUUUAUUAAGAGAAAGAAAAAAAUUAGUAUUUUAUGGGCAAUAUUUUACUGGCAAGUGACUUAGCUUUCUAGGCAUGUAAUAUUUGAGAAUGAAUCAGUCUUGGACAACAUUAAUUUAGUUAGCUUUUACAGCCAUUAGUCUAUAUGAAUGUGUGUAAUUUUUUUGCCCAUAUAGUUAUUUAGAAAACAUAAUUGCUUCUGGAAGAUAAACUUCUUUUAAUCUUCUACAUUUCAUUUCAUGUCAGACAAUCCAUUGUGAACAGUUGAAAAACUUCUGUAUGAUCAGUAGGGAACUUUCCAGUAGUGGGUGAUGUCAUUUCUCUCUAAUGUGUAGUCAUAGCUCCGUUAGUACCAAAAAGAAAAUGUUGAAGUCACUGCCAUAAAAUUCUGUGAAGAUAUUUCAGCUCCCUUGCUUAUAAAAAUGCUUUACGAAUAUAAACCAUAUUGAGAUAAGAUGGAGUUUGCCUCCUUUUUCUUUGCCUUAAACCUACAAGAGAGUACCCAAAGUUCAGAGCAGGUUUUUUUCCCACACUGACCAGACAGCUUUAGCAGCUCUUACAACCUUACAGCUCCUCUCCAGCACAGGUACGGUGAAUCUGCUCAGCUGCUGGAGUCAUUCCCUGUUUGUAGGUUGCUAACUGGGAAAGCUGGUGGUAAGGCUUUUAUCCCCAGACCUAGCCAGAGAGCUGACUUGCUUUUCUGUUUUGAAGCCUCUAUGCAGCAAACAUCUGCUUGUAUAACUGUUAGUGACCUUUGGGGAGAUUGUUUCUUUUAGGCUCUUUCCUUUCGUAAGUCAUGAAUGCAUCAUGAGCUGGGGCUUUGGGUUUUGCAUUUAAGUGGGUGAACUUUCUGAUGUGAAAAUGCUUCCCACUGUAUUUUUUCAGUGUCCAGUUUUCCUUAAAAAAAGGAUUUUUUUUUAAGUUCUGAGACUGUUCUUAUUUAAAGGCUACUGCUCUGCACUGAAAACAAGGUCGUUAAUCAGCAGGUGCCUUGCUUAGUGUUGCACUGUGACACUCAGAUUGGUUCAGUCUUCUCUGUGUGAGAACUGAAAUGAGUUGAGGAGUGUCCUCUGAAAUAAAGGACAAGCAGUCAUUCAGUCACCACUGCAGUUUGCUUGUACUGUAGUAAGGGCUAUAGUUAUUCUGUAAUUUGCCUACACCUGACACCUUGGCAAGAUUUAACUUGCACCAAAAAUUACUGCUUGCUUGUUGCUCUGAUAAGCAAUGGUAGGUUGCAGUGGUGACCCCUCACUUCUCAUAUGCGCUGGGAUGCAAUGUGUUUGGCUCACAGAUGUGAAAGGGGAAGAAGCACUGUGUUGCUGUCUCCUGGGAGCUGGGAGACAGGUGUAUAGUGUUUGCAAAAGGGAGCUUGAUAGUUUGGAUACUUAGUAUGAAUCUAUGUUAUGUCAGCAAAAAUGUUUAAUGUGGUCUAAGUAGUAUGAUUUUAUUUUUCUAGAACUGCCUAUAAUAGCAAUAAAACCACUAGUCUGGUUGUAACCAUAAUAUCCAAAAGCAUGCAUUUGUAAGUAAGGAGGGUGAACUAUGAGAGGCAGACUGAGGAAAUGUUGGAGCAAAUGAGCAAGAGAGAAAAAAAGAGACUUGUAGCACAGUACUAUGCUACAAGUGCAGUAUGAGUAGGCAGCGUAGGGGUUGUCGCUGAAUUUUUCAUAAUGAGAAGAUCAUUUAGCAAGAAGGCAUAGCAGAGAAAGGGCAUGGCUGAGCCUUCUUAAAUAUCCCUCCCAUCCUUGCAAGGGGAGAAUGAAGUGAUGAAAUAAAGCCUCAUCUCUGAAUAAACAUCAUUUCUUCUUGUAAGUAACAUGAAUGUAACUAUUUUAUAACCACUAUCAGUAGCAAGUAUAGCCAUGCCGAGCCACUUAAACGUCCAGAGAGAGGGACCAAUACAGGUAGUUCCUAGGUACAGAAAAAGUACAUCUUCAUAUGUUCAGGAAAAAGCUAGUGGGUUUAAAGCUGAUGCUGUUCAUUUAAUUUCAUUAUUUAUCUUUAUGUAAUUUCUUCUCAGCAUUUUUCAUUUAGAUCAUUGAGGAUUUCACUUUUGUACUUGCCUUUGCAGCACAUUGCUUAUAGCUGUUUCCAUGAAUAUUUUAAAUCCUGUAGUGACAAUAAUGUGCACAAAAAUUGCUUCCGGACUUCUUAAGGAGGAGAUGAGCAGAGCUGUGGAAAUUGGAGUUCUGCCAGAGAAGGGAAGAAUGAAUGGAUCCAACUAAAACUGCAAGGGGAAGCCGGAUAAAUGGAAUGUAAAUUUGCAUGGUAGAAUUAGGCAAAGAGCUAAAGUAAUACUGCUUGUGUUGCAACAAGUUAUGGAAGACUCCUUUUUUUUUUUUGUUAUUUUGGGAUCCAGUUGCAUAUUUUGUCCAAAGAUAUGUGCAUCCCACACACUUCUACCCUGUGGUACAAUGCUUUUUAAUACCUUACAGCGUGGCUGUUAUAGUACUGGCUCAGAACUAUGACUGCAGUUUUCUUAGUAAGCAGCAGUACAUGUGGGCCAAGAGAGCACAAAACAGUGAGACUAACCAAAAUGUGUUGGACUGGGUGUAAUAAAAACUAAAAAGAUGUAUGCCUGGUCAUAUACAUUAAAAGACCAUAAGGGAAACAUGAGAACACUAUAAUGGGACAGUGUGUAGAUCAAGUGGACUUGAGAUAUAGUCCAGCAUCUAAGAAAGUACUUUUGUCUAUUUUAUAUGAAGUCAGAGUAGGAUAAGACCAGAGAUGCCAGAAGUGCACAGUUGUAGGAGGCUUGUGCAAUCUCUGUUCCAGUGUACUGAGAGAACAGGUCUAUAUAAAUUGCAGUGCAGUACAGUCUUCCUGUGAAGUCUGACAUGUGGGGACUGUUUAAAAUUGGAGUUGAGGAGAGGGGGAGGAAAAAGAGUAGACUUGAACACUGGUGAAGCUCAACUAGGAAAUCCCAGUUGUUCAAAUGUCUUGAAACGGUUCUUCCAGGAAAAGUACUCCAGAAUACGUGCAUAGUUUUUCAUGUUCAUACCAGACUGGCAAUGCAGCUGAUGGACUGCAUAGAGCACUACAUGUUCUGAACUGCUGAGUGCACUGUUUAAUAUCACUCCACUGACUCUGGUCCACAAGAUGAUUGUACACCAAGAACUGAACAUUCUCCCCUUCAGAGCCGCCAGAACGUGCAGUUUCUUGACUCUAUUCAUUUAAUCCUUGCAACAAGGUCAAUGACAAAAGAAUCCCAGAUGGAAGAACACGAAGUUGAGCAAAAUGCAGGAUCAGUGAUCUGUGUUGGAACUAGAGCAGAAGGGCUUUAGUGCUGUUACUAAUGCUGGAGACGUACUACCUCCAUUUAAGCACGACACUUGAAAUGGCCUUUAAAAACUUGUUUAAAGAAGGAAUGCUAACAGUUCAUCUUCGAUAAAUAAAGACCUGGCUAAAAAGUGGCAGCAGGCUCUUCUGAAAGUGGGAUUCUGGUCUGUGUGCUUCAUCAUGAUGAUGGGGACACCAACUUGCAUUCUUUGUUAGCUCUGACAAGGAGACUGAGUUGUGUGCAUCUCUGCUUAUGGACAUCAUGUUGGCUGACAUAGCGAAAAUGUUUAACUAUGCAUUCUCCAGUUAAGAUCAGAAUGUUUGCUGUCUCAUACAACCUCAGUGGUACUGCCAGUUGCAUAGGAACGUUAACAACUAAUACAAUUCUGGAAGGCACGAGCAGCAGUACCUGUAGCUGGCUGUGUGUUUAAAAGUAAACACGUCUGGUUUAACAGAACAGCUGCCAAAUGGGGCUCGUAAGAUGACUGUAUUCUUGAAAUAAACAUUUAAAAUGUGGUGGUUUAGCUUGAUGAAUACAGGGAAGAAGUAUAAAUUAAUAAACAGUGGGGGGCUUAAGCCUUUCUUCUCAGAGACUACUCAGUGGUCCUGCACAAAUUCAAAUUUGCCGUUUUAAAGGUGUCAGGAGUUGAAUGCGGUUUUACAGCCCACUCCUGCUACUGCCGGGAGCAAACCGCCACCGCCAGGAGGUGAGGGGCUCUGACUGCCCCCGCGCGCCGUUCUAGCGCAGCUGUGUGCCAUUAACGUCUAACGCGCCCUCACCCUAACGCUCGUAACGGCUGUGGCUGAGCGCGAGGACGAGCGGGCGCGUCCGCGCCGCGCCCCCUCCGAGCAGCCGCCACCCCUUAAAGCAGCCGUGACCGUGCCCCGCUACGUUUCCCGGCCCUGGGGCGGGCCCUGCCCGGGAGUUCCGGCUCGGCAUGAGGGCGUCACUUCCCCGGGGAGGGGCGGGUGCUGGGGACGGCGGGGAGCGGCGCGCCCCCGAGAGGCUGGCGCGCGGCUGUGGUCCUUCAUCAACCGUCCGUCCCGGAGGCGGGAACGGAGUGGAGAGAUCAAAUUUCCUGUGCAUUGAGUCUCUUACACCAGCGCACCUACAUUGUUCAAAAUGGAUGUGUUCGGCCAAGUGUUUGAGCAGAGAGCUGUGUCACCAAACUGCCCCUGAGCAGGAAGCAGAGGGGCUUUCCGACAGAGAAAAAGGACUUAUAGACAGACUUUACAAUGGGCUUGUCCAGGGUCACAGAGCCUGUUUAGCUGAAGCUAUUACACUUAUAGAAUCAACUCAGACUAGGAAAAAGAAAGUAGCCCAAGUGCUCCUUCAGAAGGUAUUAUCCUACCACAGGGAACAAGAGAAGUUAAAUCAAGGAAAGCCGCUUGCCUUUAGAGUGGGGUUAUCUGGUCCUCCUGGUGCUGGGAAAUCAACUUUCAUUGAAUGCUUUGGGAAAAUGCUUACAGAAAGAGGACACAAAGUGUCAGUUUUGGCUGUAGACCCUUCCUCCAGUACAAGUGGUGGUUCUUUGUUGGGUGAUAAAACACGGAUGACUGAGUUGUCAAGAGACAUGAAUGCAUACAUCAGACCAUCUCCAACCAGAGGAACAUUAGGAGGUGUAACAAGGACUACAAAUGAAGCCAUUCUGCUGUGUGAAGGAGGAGGCUAUAAUGUUGUUCUUGUGGAAACAGUAGGUGUGGGACAGUCAGAAUUUGCUGUGGCUGAUAUGGUUGAUAUGUUUAUAUUAGUGCUGCCACCCGCGGGUGGUGAUGAAUUACAGGGUAUCAAACGGGGUAUAAUUGAGAUGGCAGAUCUAGUUGCUAUAAAUAAAGCUGAUGGUGAUUUAAUUGUGCCUGCACGGAGAAUACAAGCUGAAUAUGUUAGUGCUCUGAAGCUGCUUCGCAAGCGUUCGAAGGUUUGGAGACCAAAGGUAAUGCGUAUCUCUGCCAAAACUGGAGAAGGUAUCUCAGAUAUGUGGGAUAAAAUGACAGAAUUUCGUGACCUCAUGCUUACAAGUGGUGAGCUGAUUGCUAAACGACGGAAACAGCAGAAAGUGUGGAUGUGGAAUCUAAUCCAAGAAAAUAUGUUGGAACAUUUCCGGAGUCACUUGGCAGUCAAGGAUAAGAUUCCACUUCUAGAAGAAAAAGUUCUUAGUGGUGUCUUGUCUCCUGGGCUGGCAGCCGACCUGCUGCUGAAAGCAUUCAAGGAUGGUCUCUAAUCACUACAUUCUACUGUGUUCUUGCUAAUUUCUUCAUGUAAACGUAAUAUUAAAUGUAGUUUUUCUGUGCGUGAA